AUGGCUUCAGAUAUCAUCGCAAGGGAGCUCGAGGAGCCUAUUGAUGUUGCAGAGUAUCUCUUUAAACGGCUACAUCAGAUGGGGAUUAGAUCUGUCCAUGGGGUUCCCGGUGACUACAAUUUAGCGGCAUUGGACUACCUUCCCAAGUGUGAGUUGCACUGGGUAGGGAAUUGUAACGAACUAAAUGCCGGCUAUGCUGCCGAUGGCUAUGCUCGAAUUAAUGGAAUGGCGGCGCUGUUCACAACAUUUGGGGUAGGAGAACUGUCUGCUUUGAAUGCCGUUGCUGGGGCAUAUUCCGAAUAUGUCCCAAUAGUCCACAUCGUUGGUCAACCGAGCACAUCUUCCCAGAGGGACGGGAUGCUCCUUCACCAUACGUUAGGUAAUGGUGAUUUUAAUGUCUUCGCCAACAUGAGUGCUGGCAUUUCAUGCUCAGUGGCGAAACUAAACGACUCCCGCGAUGCUGCUGCAUACAUCGAUAGCACCUUGAGGGAAUGUUGGAUUCACAGUCAACCAGUGUAUAUCACUCUUCCUCUCGAUAUGGUCUAUCAGAAGAUAGAGGGGAAACGAUUGAAAACCCCUAUAGAUCUGCAGCUCCACCCGAAUGAGGAAGAAUACGAAAACUACGUGGUAGAUACCGUGCUAAGGUAUCUGCACGCUGCUAAAAGACCAGCAAUUAUUGUAGAUGCUUGUGCUAUUCGUCACAGGGUCCUCGACGAAAUCCACGAUUUGGUAUCAAAGUCAGGCCUUCCCACGUUUGUUGCCCCCAUGGGUAAAGGAGCAGUGGAUGAAACUCUUCCAAAUUACGGUGGAGUAUAUGCUGGUGAUGGUUCUACUGCUCAAGUGAGAGAACACGUCGAAGCCUCUGAUUUAAUUCUAAGUAUUGGGGGGAUCAAAUCUGAUUUCAAUACCACCGGGUUUACCUACCGCGUCAGCCGUUUAAAUACCAUCGACUUCCACAGCAAUCAUGUGGUUGUUCGUUACUCGGAGUACCCAGGUAUUCGUAUGAAGGGAGUCCUCCGAAAAGUUAUCGACCGUAUGGGUAAACUAAAUAUCACUCCUCCCCCGAAACAAGAGAAUGUACCAGAAGAGAAUCCGCAGUUUCCAGCCCCCACAAUUGCCCACUCUUGGCUAUGGCCAGCUGUGGCCAAAUGGUUACAAGAGGAUGACAUUGUUAUCACCGAAACGGGGACCUCAAGCUUCGGUAUCUGGGGAACAAGGUUCCCUAAAGGAGUAACAGCCUUAAGUCAAGUUCUUUGGGGUAGCAUAGGCUACUCACUUGGAGCAUGCCAGGGGGCUGCUCUAGCAACCAAGGAGAAGACGUGCCGUCGUACCGUCCUAUUUAUUGGAGAUGGUAGCUUUCAGUUGACAGUUCAAGAAAUAAGUACCAUGAUCAGAAAUGAACUGACCCCAAUAAUAUUCGUUAUUUGCAAUAACGGAUACACCAUUGAACGAUACAUACAUGGAUGGAAGGCACCUUACAACGAUAUCCAAGAGUGGAAGUUUAUAGAAUUCCCGUCUGCUUUUGGAGCACAACCAGACAAAUUCGCAACAUAUCAAAUCCGUGAGAGACAAGAACUACUUGAUUUAUUCUCCAAUAAAGAGUUUUGCUCGGCAAAACGCCUCCAGAUUGUGGAGCUUUAUAUUCCGCAAGAGGAUGCUCCUGCUACCCUGAAAUUGACAGCCGAAUUGUCGGCAAAGAGAAACAAGUGA
Messenger RNA from Microsporum canis CBS 113480, 1710 nucleotides. RefSeq names its product pyruvate decarboxylase. The record is from RefSeq and is a predicted model, not a curated record. Lineage: Eukaryota; Fungi; Ascomycota; Eurotiomycetes; Onygenales; Arthrodermataceae. The transcript has 5 exons. Gene Ontology annotation, molecular function: thiamine pyrophosphate binding; carboxy-lyase activity; magnesium ion binding. The coding region runs from base 1 to 1710 and encodes 569 amino acids.